AGAGGUAGCAGAGAGGCAGAGCAGUGCAGCAGCAGCAUCCCAGCCAGCAAACCUCACCAAUCUCCCACCAGCAGCGAGGUGUUUUCUCACUGAGCAUCCUCCAAAAAUAACGAGAUAAAAGAUAAGAUGGCCACCUCCUCCUCCACUCUGGAAGAAGACGAGAGUUUGAAGGGCUGUGAAAUUUUUGUGCAGAAGCACAACAUCCAGCAGAUCCUCAAAGAGUGCAUUGUGAACCUCUGCAUCGCUAAGCCUGAGCGUCCUAUGAAGUUCCUGCGGGAGCAUUUUGAAAAGCUGGAGAAGGAAGAAUGCAAGCAGAUCAUGGCACGCCAGAAAUCUAACAGCCAGUCGGACUCACAUGAUGAUGAGGUUUCUCCCCCACCACCCAACCCAGUCGUCAAGGCCCGGCGCCGCAGGGGAGGGGUCAGCGCCGAGGUCUACACUGAAGAGGAUGCUGUCAGCUACGUACGCAAGGUGAUCCCAAAGGACUACAAGACCAUGACCGCCUUGGCAAAGGCAAUCUCCAAGAAUGUGCUGUUUGCUCACCUGGACGACAAUGAGAGAAGUGACAUAUUUGAUGCCAUGUUCCCUGUCACCCACAUUGCAGGAGAAACAGUCAUCCAGCAAGGCGAUGAAGGAGACAACUUUUAUGUGAUUGACCAGGGUGAAGUGGACGUUUAUGUGAACGGGGAGUGGGUGACCAGCAUUGGAGAAGGAGGUAGUUUUGGAGAGCUGGCCCUGAUCUAUGGGACACCCAGAGCUGCCACAGUGAAGGCCAAGACUGAUCUUAAACUGUGGGGAAUCGACCGAGACAGCUACCGGCGUAUCCUCAUGGGCAGCACUUUAAGGAAGAGGAAGAUGUAUGAAGAGUUCCUUAGCAAGGUGUCCAUCCUUGAGUCUUUGGAUAAAUGGGAACGUCUGACUGUGGCUGAUGCUCUGGAGCCCGUCCAGUUUGAGGAUGGAGAGAAGAUAGUGGUGCAGGGGGAACCUGGUGAUGACUUCUUCAUUAUCACAGAGGGAAUAGCCUCUGUUCUGCAGCGCAGAUCUGACAAUGAGGAGUACGUGGAGGUUGGACGACUUGGACCCUCUGACUACUUUGGUGAAAUCGCCCUGCUGUUGAACCGUCCCAGGGCUGCCACUGUAGUUGCCCGUGGUCCACUUAAGUGUGUGAAGCUGGACAGGCCCCGCUUUGAGCGUGUGCUGGGGCCCUGCUCAGAGAUCCUCAAGAGGAACAUCCAGAGAUACAACAGCUUCAUCUCUCUCACAGUGUGACAGGUCGGCCCCUUUGGGCCCCA
Messenger RNA from Scomber scombrus (Atlantic mackerel), 1292 nucleotides. It is a transcript of the gene prkar1b, whose product is annotated as protein kinase, cAMP-dependent, regulatory, type I, beta. The transcript has 11 exons. The coding region runs from base 127 to 1269 and encodes 380 amino acids. NCBI's taxonomy places the organism in Eukaryota, Metazoa, Chordata, Actinopteri, Scombriformes, Scombridae. Gene Ontology annotation, biological process: regulation of protein phosphorylation. Gene Ontology annotation, cellular component: cAMP-dependent protein kinase complex. The record is from RefSeq and is a predicted model, not a curated record. Gene Ontology annotation, molecular function: cAMP-dependent protein kinase regulator activity.